Messenger RNA from Quercus lobata, 1284 nucleotides. RefSeq lists its product as uncharacterized. NCBI's taxonomy places the organism in Eukaryota, Viridiplantae, Streptophyta, Magnoliopsida, Fagales, Fagaceae. Bases 1 to 1197 code for a protein of 398 amino acids. The transcript has 3 exons. The record is from RefSeq and is a predicted model, not a curated record.
AUGAGUUCCUCUGAGGGCCUUCCAUACGUCCAACAUAACAACAAAAACAAUUUGGAAGCCAGUGGAAGCCACUCCAAUGUCAACUCAAACAAAGAUGAAAAUGAGUCAUCCUCUAAUUCCAACACUAAGAUUGAGAAUGCAUCUAUUCUGGAUACGGUACCCUUCCAUGUGGAACUCCAUCAACAUGCGCAAUCUGGGCGUUCGCCACAACAUGGAUUACGACCUCGAGAAGAUGUGCAUUCACGACAUCAAUCGCAGUUGCGGCCACUUACAAGAUAUCAACAUCGAUCACUUCAGUAUCGACGAGCUCCUCGCCUACAUCACCCAAAGAAUUAUAAAAAUAUACUCGUAGAGGUGUCCACAGGUUGGCUUUGUGCCCAACUCGAGGCCGACCCGAUAAAAAUGGGUAGAGAACGUUCUGACCCGUCACCGACUGGCGAGGGAGUCGGAUUGGAGCGACGAGAGAAGUGGAGAACUUUGUUAUGGGUGCAACGAACCAGUAUUUGUUAUGGCUACAGUUGUAAAGAAUGCGGAGAAGGGUGGUACCUCCAUCAUAAAUCAUGUGCUGAACUACCCCUUGGGUUGCACCAUCCUUCACACCCAAAUCAUCCUCUUAUUCUCUUCGGCAUAUAUACAUAUCAUGAUAACAACAGAGAAGAAUUUGACAAAUUCAGCAAAUGCGACGUCUGCGGAGAAAAGAGUGGUGAAUACAGUUAUUGUUGUUACCGUUGCAACUUCAACAUUAACAUCAGAUGUUCUUCUUUAUCACUCACCAUCCAAACUGAAGUCCAUGACCACCAAUUGACCCGCAGCAUUUGGAAGCUGAUGAAGUUCACUUGCGACUUCUGUGGCAAAGAAGGCAAUCUGCCCUAUUGUUGUGUCCAAUGCGAUUUCGCUAUACAUUCACGUUGUGCUGCUUGCCCACGCAGACUGAAAGUUUAUCGUCACAACCACCCUCUCCACCUCACCCCUUCUCUUGAAGUCCAUCCAUCCGACUCUCCAAUUUGCCUACUCUGUGUUCGAAAAGUGGAUACACUCUGCCUUUACUAUUGCUCAAGAUGCGAUUUUGCUGCCCACCUCUAUUGUGCUAUGCUCCACCAUAACAGGGAGUACAUAAAUUUGCAGGAACUUAAAGAGGAGCAGUCCACCGAGUCAAAAUCUGAAGAUCCAGGGCUCCAUCAAUCCUUUGACUCAUAAAUUUGCGAAGUCAUAAAAAGCACUGUGGAGGAGGAUGGAACUGAAAUAGCCACAGAAAUCAAACACUUCAGUCACGUGCAUGAUUUG